Bombus impatiens (common eastern bumble bee) is the source of this 1588-nucleotide messenger RNA. RefSeq names its product corepressor interacting with RBPJ 1. Gene Ontology annotation, molecular function: transcription corepressor activity. Gene Ontology annotation, biological process: negative regulation of DNA-templated transcription. The transcript is spliced from 6 exons. Lineage: Eukaryota; Metazoa; Arthropoda; Insecta; Hymenoptera; Apidae. Gene Ontology annotation, cellular component: nucleus. The record is from RefSeq and is a predicted model, not a curated record. Bases 222 to 1424 code for a protein of 400 amino acids.
AUAGAAUAGAAUUGCGAUGUUCUCAAUCAAUUGCACUAACCUUCCUUGACAGGUUCCUGUAGCUAUAAGUAAAAGUUAUACAUAUAUACAUGCUAUUUUAUCGUGUUAAAGGAUAAGUCGCGGUUACGCAUAUACUUCGUUACUCAUUGUAAACGUUAAAUACACGUCCAUCUACAUUAUUAUUUGUUAAACGUUGACAUACGUUUAUUUAACAAUACAAAAUGGGAAAGGGAUUUAAUAAUUACAUGUGCAAAAAAUUUUUCCAUCCAGCAUCCCGAGACAACUUGAAACGAGUAUGGAUGGCUGAACAACAAGCAGAGGCUUAUAAGAAAAAGCAAGAAGAAUUACGUGUUCAAUAUGAAAAGGAACAGGAUCUUCACAAUAACAAAGCUUUGUUGAGUAAAGAAAGCAAGGAUAAGCUUAGCGUAAAUUUUAUGUAUGAACCACCACCUGGAGCAAAAAAAGAAAGAGAGAAAGAAGAUAAUGAGCCAGAGUAUAAAUUUGAGUGGCAACGCAAGUACAAUGCACCAAGAGAAAGUUAUUGUAAAGGAGACAGCGAAAUAAGAGAUCAACCAUUUGGUAUUCAAGUACGAAAUGUUCGUUGUAUCAAGUGUCAUAAAUGGGGACACAUAAAUACAGAUAAAGAGUGUCCUCUGUACAGUCAAGCAAUGAGCGUAGUAAUGGCAAAUAAUUCACCAAGUACAUCUGCUCCAGAUGCUUUAACGUUAGUGCAACAAAUGAGAGAAGAUGGAUUAGCACUUAAAAAAUCUGCUCUUAGUGCUCAACAACAUUUACGAGUCCCUGAGCAUGAACAUCUUAUGGUAUCAGAUGAUGAAGAGCAAUCUGAAAUUACAUUCUUGAAAACCUUGUCUAAAAAAGAAAAAAAGAAGUUAUUAUUGAAAUUACAACAACUUGAGAAAAAAACCAAGAAAGCGGAAAAGAAGAAAUUGAAAGAGAAACGAAAUAAACGCAAAAGAAAUAAUAGCGAAUCAGAAACUGACAGUAGUAGCAGCAGCAGCAGUGAUAGCUAUAGUGAUAGUAGUACUAGUAGUUCGAGUACUAGCAUUAUAAGUAGUGAUAGUAGCUCUGUGAAUACCAUUGAUAAAACUUUAAAUGAUUACAUAUCAAAAAAGGUUAAGAAGAAACAAGCAAAAGAAAGAAAGAAAAAGGAAAAAGCAGGUUAUAUUUCAAAUGGUGGCUCUAUGAAUCGUCAUCGGAAAAAAGAGAAAGAUAGAACAGGUAAUCAGAAGAGAAGAAGUGAAUUUAAGCAUGAAAGGAAACCUAAAUACAAGAAAUAUCAUGGAAAAGAUGUGAAGGAAAGUAAAAAUGAAGAUUGUUAUAUCUACAAGAAAAGAAAGUUCAUAGAGUCUAAUGAAGACAAAAUCAAUGAAAAUCAAAACAAAAAGAGAACUAAACGAUUUUAAAAUUAAUUGUGUUUUCGAUAUCAAAAAUACACGUGUGGUGUAAAGGUGCACGCUGUAUCUGGUAUUCACAUAAGUUGUGUAGAGUACAAGAAGUACGAUAUAUGCAUAGUGAGUUACAUAUUCUAUGUCAUUCCAGAAGAUAUUAAUUGCAUUCCUUUUCAUAU